This is a messenger RNA of Lotus japonicus, 870 nucleotides long. RefSeq names its product MYB-like transcription factor EOBI. NCBI's taxonomy places the organism in Eukaryota, Viridiplantae, Streptophyta, Magnoliopsida, Fabales, Fabaceae. The transcript has 4 exons. The coding region runs from base 1 to 870 and encodes 289 amino acids. The record is from RefSeq and is a predicted model, not a curated record.
AUGGCGACUUUGGGGAUCAUGAAAAGUCGCUCGCCCAAGAUGUUGGAUUUGAGAUCUAUCAUAGGAGUGAAAGACAUUAAAGUAGCAGCAGAGAAAUUAGGAUGGAGGAAAGGCCCUUGGACUCAUGAAGAGGACAAGUUGCUCAGUGAGUAUGUCAGCUUGCAUGGGGAGGGUAGUUGGAGUUCAGUGUCUAAGUUUACAGGCUUAAAUAGGGGUGGAAAAAGUUGCAGGUUGAGAUGGGUAAAUUAUUUGAGGCCGGGCCUCAAGAAAGGUCAUUUAACAUCUCUAGAAGAAGGAAUGAUUAUUGAAUUGCACGCCAUUAUGGGUAACAAGUGGUCUACAAUAGCGAGGUACUUGCCGGGUAGAACUGAUAACGAGAUUAAGAACUACUGGAGAACCCACUUUGGGAAGAGAACAGAGAAACCAAAAACCAAGAAGCUAGAAAAGGGAAAAGCAAAGGAAGUGAACCAGUUGAAGGAAAAACAGGAACAGCAACCUGAUCUGGAUCCGAACCACAUGAUCAAAAGCAUCUCGUCUCAUGAUGUGGAGACGAAAAAUGGAACAAAACCAACCGAGACAAGAGACAAAUUAGAGGAAUAUGAGAUGGGUUUCAUGUACCCAACAAUGGAACAACAAAACACUAGUAUCCCUUUGAUUCAUCUAGAACUUUCGUGCAUGUGGCCCGAAACUACUGCAACAGAUGAUGAUGGUCUAUGGUGUAGUUUAUGGAAUUUUGAUGAACCACAAGGGUUUGCUGAUCAUGUAAACCAGUUUGGCAAAUGUGUCAUGCCAAAUCAAGCUACCUUUGGAGCUUGUUGGGAAUCUUCCUUACUUGGGGUUUCCCAAGGUAGUUCCACAUCUAGUGAAUAA